UAGUUUCAAGCGAAAUGAAAGGCGAUGUAAGGUGUAUUUCUAUUGAUAAUCUGCCAAUAAAUGUCGUUGUACCGAAGUCACGGAUGAAUCAUUCGCGUAGCCGCUGCAAAAGUGUUCCAAAUCCUUCAUUGUCAGCCAGACAACAAGGAAGUUUGGCGAGAAAGACGCGGUGGCCGGUCGCUUCGUAUUACUACAGUACUUCAAGUUUUCCCUCUCUGUAUACAACGUUAACCACAAAUGAAGCGAAGAAAGAAGAAUCCGAAAAAAGUACGCAGAGAAACGAAAAAGGUAUCGUUGUUCGUGGAUGUCCUGCUGCUACUGAAAUUGGUGGAAAUAAAGAACGUUUUCCAUGGAAACAAUGCAGCGGAAGAUCUUUCACAAGCGUCAAAGUAUUGACGCCGAGGCAUUCGAAGGAUUGUGCGCAGCCAAAACAUUGUGAGAGUAACACGGACCAAGAUAGAUUGGAAAACAAAGGUGAAACAAUACCACCUAGUGGCCAUGUCUCUGCCAACUCCGAAUCGAUGCCCGGUAAUCGGGAAGAAGAAGUUUCAUUACGAUCUCAUUCGCCGAUAGCAAUACAAGCGUGGCCGCAAAGAAAAAUAUAUCUUAGUACUCAGCCCCACAUGACCCAAAGCCUGACAUCUUACACUGAACAAAGAAAUUACAAUACCAGUACCACAAUAAAUGAUUUGAAAACGGCAAGGUCCAGCACCCAGCAAACAAAGCGUGUUCAUAAACCUCUUACCCACAGACUAUCUUUCGCAAAAUCAUAUACAAACCAAAUAUCAGCAAUAAACUGCCAUAACAGCGAUCGCGGAUACCGAAUUCCAGUUUCUCAUCGACGACAUGUUAUAAAAGAACCAGUUAACGGAACCGAUACUCAAGUUACUACCAUACCAGCGCACAUAAGCGACUUAAACAAAUCCUCAACUAAAGUCUCAGGACAGGACAAUAAUUCUACCAGCAAUCAACUACAUACAUCCUUACCAUCGAAGCAAAAUAUCGGUGGUAAAUUUUCGUACCUCCGUUUUAAUAAACCUCCUAUUAACAGUCUGGCUCACUCUGCUGCUAAUUAUCGAGACCCAGCAACUUCCAAAGCGUCUUUGCUGUCCACAGAACAACUUGUUAUUCGGGAAUCGGUAGAAAAAGUACAGCGCUGGAUGAGAACACUACCCAAACAUUUUCAUACCAUUCAUCAUGUGUUGCCACCAGUUCAGUAUGAUUACUGAAAUUUAUCAUUUGCUGCCAUAAUAUCCUAAUCUUGUUUUAAACAAUUAACAACGGUCUAUGGGGGUCGUGGGAAUACAGUUUUAUAAUUCUUUGAAUCUUCUUUCUUUACUAUUAAAUGGGACGAGAAAGUAGAUUGAAAUGUGCCCCAUCUUCUCCCACCCUACUAUAUGUAUUUUGACUCUUUCGGCAUAGGUGUCAUUUUUUAAUUUUGUUAAUUGUCAUUUACCCUGAUAAAGAUGACAUGAACAGAACAGUAAACACUGUGCAGCAAAAUUUUUGCCGAGGGAGCCAAAAUACAAGUAUGAUUACUGAUGUAUACUAUUACUUUAUUUGGCUAAUUGCAGUUUGAAAGAAAAGCAAUUACAUUUUUAUUUUAUUCGCUAAUUUUUUGUGUUUAUAUUUAUUUCACAAUCAAGUCUUUUGUAUUUUCUAAUUUUAUACGAAAUAUCCACGACAAUGAGGUUCUUCGUAUUUAUUUUAUCCAGUCAUUAAAAGUUCGCAACAAAAA
Molecule: messenger RNA, 1738 nt
Organism: Ciona intestinalis (vase tunicate)
Lineage: Eukaryota; Metazoa; Chordata; Ascidiacea; Phlebobranchia; Cionidae
Source: RefSeq, a predicted model, not a curated record